This is a messenger RNA of Alligator sinensis (Chinese alligator), 957 nucleotides long. RefSeq names its product olfactory receptor 10V1-like. Lineage: Eukaryota; Metazoa; Chordata; Crocodylia; Alligatoridae. Bases 1 to 957 code for a protein of 318 amino acids. The record is from RefSeq and is a predicted model, not a curated record. The transcript has a single exon. Gene Ontology annotation, cellular component: membrane. Gene Ontology annotation, biological process: G protein-coupled receptor signaling pathway. Gene Ontology annotation, molecular function: G protein-coupled receptor activity; olfactory receptor activity.
AUGACACUGCAGGAAAUGGAUUUGAGAGGAGAGAACUACAGCACAGCCACAGGGUUUAUCAUCCUGGGCUUCUCCAGCCGGCUGUCCUACCAGCAGAUGCUGUUUGGGCUGUUCCUUAUCAUGCACCUGGUCACCUUGGGGGGACACAUGACCAUUGUUUUGGUCACCCUGGUAGACCCUGCACUGCACAUCCCCAUGUAUUUCUUCCUCCGUAAUUUGUCUGUCAUUGAGAUCUGCUACACGUUAGUCAUUGUACCCAAGAUGCUGGCCAACUUCCUGGCUGGAAACCACAGGAUUUCCUUGGUUGGUUGUGCCACACAGAUGUGUUUCUUCAUUGCCUUGGGUGGUGCAGAGUGCUUUUUGCUGGCUGCCAUGGCUUAUGACCGUUAUGUGGCCAUCUGCAACCCCCUACGCUACACCCUGAUCAUGAGCAGGCCUCUCUGCCUGCAGCUCCUAACAGUGGCCUGCACCAGUGGCUUCCUGCUGUCGCUGGGACUCACUGCUUUGAUUUUCCAUCUGCCCUUCUGCCACUCCCAUGAGAUCAACCACUUCUUCUGUGACAUCCCACCUGUGCUGGAGGUGGCCUGCUCUGACACCCAUGCUGAUGAGGUGGCUGUCUUCCUUGUCUGUAUGUUGAUAUUGAUGGUGCCAUUCCUGAUGAUCCUGGCCUCCUAUGUGCUCAUUGUCGCCUCUAUCCUACGCAUCCACUCUGCCCAGGAACGCAGGAAGGCUUUCUCCACCUGUGCCGCCCACCUGGUAGUGGCUGUCCUCCAUUACGGCUGUGCCAUCUUCAUCUACAUACGGCCCAAAGCCAGCUAUGCCCUGGAGCAGGACAAGGUGGUAUCACUGAUCUACACCAAUGUCACACCCAUGCUCUACCCUGCCAUCUACAGCCUGAGGAACAGGGAGGUACAGGGAGCACUUAGGAAGGUCUGGGAUCGUAUCUUUCUUCUAUAA